AUGAUGGCGCAGGGCAGUGAGGCAGAUCCAUUCCUUCUUGACGUCAUCCACUUGCUUGGGAGAUACACGGACACUGCUCGAGAUGCCCUCGCAGCUGAGCUGGUGGACGAUAGAAGCGACCGAUGGGACCAGCCAGCAGCGGCUCUGGCAGUUGGUACGGAUUGCAGCCAGGAAGAGGAAGCCAUGCGGCAGCGAGGCCUGGAAGAAGAGCAGUCAGUUCUCAAGGCCCUAGACCGCUUUAACUCCAUGUCUUCCGCCGAGAACCGCCGUUGGAUCACCGGCUCCAAUGAGCUCCUGCAGAUGUACCUUGCUGCAAGGCGGCAGGAGCUGGAUGUGGUGAGACGCUGCUUCACCGAUGCGGAGUCGAAGGCCAAGUUCACAUCGGCGGUUACCGACCGGACGAACGCCCAUCUCGGGCCACUGGCGAAGAAGCUUCCCAGCUCCGCGCCACAGCCGGACGUGGACGUAGCCUCCACUCGGCAGGCUUGGGCCAAGGAGGUGAGCCAGGGUAUUGUUGCUUCCUUGCGGAAAGAAUGGCGUUCUGGCCAGAAAGAAAUAUUGCAGCUUCUGGCCAAGGACAUGCGCGCUGCAAUCCAGCACAUGACUGCAGCGCUGAAAACACAUCUUGUCACCCAGCAAAAGAUGUCUGAAUCUGCAGCAUCUGCUUGGAGCAGUCAAAUCACGAAGGUGCAGCAAAGACUGGCCCAGGUUGUACGUGCAUGCCGCCUGGCCUUCGAGGCGAUGUUGCAGGCCGAGUUGAAGGAGGUGAGCAGAUACACCGCUCGGCAGAAGGAGUUCUUCCAACGUGAAGUGCAACGCGCGCGUGAAGCUGAUGCAGAGGACUCGAAUGCAAGGGCGGCCCAGAUCAAGAAGUUGAAGCUUGCCCUUGCAAAGUGGCAGAAGCAGUACAUGAGCGAUGCCCUCCGAAGAGCGCAGGAAGCCCAGGCAAUGAAAGCUGCUAAAGAGACUGAUCUUGCUGAUGGCCUGGUCUUCCUGGACCAAAAAGGAAGCGAGUGGCUGGAUGCUCAGAUGCCAACAUUGAAAGAACAAGCACGGGAAGAGGCAGAGGCCGCCUUGGAGGGGUUUGGUGACGAGAAAGCCGAGCACUUGCCAGCGGUUCAGCAGGAGAUCCUGGGCCGACUGGCGGCUGAGUCGGCUCUUGAUCGUUUGGAGGCCUGUGGCAUCGUGCUCGAACACUUGUGGGAGGAAUCGAGUACCCAAGAUGCUUGGAACUUUCUUCACGGCUUAGAAGAGGAAAUACCAUGCACGGCAGCGGCCGUCGCCCUCUACGAGGAGCAUUUAGCACAACACGGCAUCUUCGCCCCCCUCGGAGGCUCGCUUGUCACCAGCUCGGCCUUAGAAGAGGCCGAAGCCGCGGCAGCGUCAGCUGUGUUAGCACCGGCGAAGCAGGAGACCGCAGCGAAGCGGCAAAGUUCUGCAGCUGCCAGUCUUGCGAAGAGAGAGCCGUCUGUUCCACCGCUGCCGCCGGCGGCUGUCGCCACUCCGACCGUGAUAAUGCCAAAGGCUCCGGAGCCGAAAGCAGGAGGCUAUCCUUCUGGUCCAUCUCGGGUCGCCCCUGCCGCAGCUCCAAAGGCUGCAGCAAAGCCUGUGGUGGUCUGGGUUGAUGUGAAUCCAAGGGCUUGGCAGAAGACCUCCUUGAAUGGCCACUCAGGCAUUUCCUUCCAGGGUUUCGAUGGCAAUCAGGACGCGAAGCCCUGGCUGCCUUACGUGAAGGACCGUGCGGCGUCGGACGAGCGCGUGGCUGUCUUGAUUCUGCUGGGGCCCCAACCGGUCCCCUAA
This is a messenger RNA of Symbiodinium natans, 1800 nucleotides long. Lineage: Eukaryota; Dinophyceae; Suessiales; Symbiodiniaceae. The record is from the annotation of a GenBank genome assembly.